CCGGGGGAAUGGCCGAUGGUGUGUGCAUCAUACCAAUCAUGCCAGGCAUGCAUGUAUAUCUUGCAGUCGUAUGUUUCAUUCUGUUCUUAUUUCGCAUCGUGGGCACAUCAUGGUGGUCUAUCUCGCUUUGGUGCCAGUUUUUGGCAGGUGCAUUAGCACCCGCACGGACCUCGGAUUGGCAUGCCCUUUUGUUUCAUUUUUUUCCGGUGCAGAGUUGUUUUUCGGUUUUCUGCUGCACUCCUGCCCCCCAGGAGGGUAGUUACACGGUCAAAACCGUAUCUGGUAGCUCCGUGGUGCGUGCGUGCGCGAGCAUGCGGUACCAGUGGCGUGCUGAUGAUGCUGAUGAUGAAGAUCGCCAUGUAUGGCUCGUCAUCAACCAUGAGUCUUUGGAUGAGCGCUAACUCUGGAUCUACUUCGCUUCUGAGGGAUGAUUCUUUUGUCUUCCCUUUUGGAGGACGCUUCCUCCCCUGUGUGCUGUUUGCAGCAGCCAAGCACGCAAAUGAAAGCACGGGGCGAUUAAGAAUAUAUGCGCAUUGGUGCGGCAUGUGCAAUAGCCCUCGCUGAAGCAGGCGCAACGGUCUGUCUUGUUGUUCGUCCG
Messenger RNA from Cantharellus anzutake, 598 nucleotides. RefSeq lists its product as uncharacterized. NCBI's taxonomy places the organism in Eukaryota, Fungi, Basidiomycota, Agaricomycetes, Cantharellales, Hydnaceae. The transcript has 2 exons. The coding region runs from base 9 to 401 and encodes 130 amino acids. The record is from RefSeq and is a predicted model, not a curated record.